UGCUUGCCACAUUGCACAAAACUCAGGCAACUUGGAGCGCUCUCAGAAUCGAAGAACUGCAGAGUUUGUGGGCAGAAGAGAUGGCGGCGAGCGCUGCCCGAGCCAGUGUAAACGCUGCGGGACCAUACGAGGAUUGUGAUGAAGAAGAUCGGCACCGCGAGGAAAAAGUUGUCAGCAGUUCGGCUUCGCGUGAGUCAAGCACUGACGGUGGACCAUCAAUUUCAUCAUAUCGUUCGGAUCCCUCAAGCAGGAGCACCAGGCUUAGAGAUCUCAGCUCAUCUUCGCUAGACCUACUGAACCAGCUGGAUCAGAUACCACCCCCCAUACACUGCAGAAGAGAAAGCGGACUUGGGGGGGAUAGCGCAGACUUUGGAGAUGAUUCAUAACUCGAUCCAGGACUCGGAUGUGGUCAUUCAGCUAGAUUCUCAAGCCAGGGUCGAGCCGCAAUCCCAGGACACAGACGAGUCACACUUCCAGGACAUGGAUGAGCUCGCUCAUAGAUCUCCUGAACCUCAGGCAGCAGCAAGGCGAGGAGCUCAUACUCUGAAUCCGCCCAUGGAGCUACCAGUAUCGAAGCG
Molecule: messenger RNA, 578 nt
Organism: Mycena citricolor
Lineage: Eukaryota; Fungi; Basidiomycota; Agaricomycetes; Agaricales; Mycenaceae
Source: the annotation of a GenBank genome assembly